UCCCUGAUGUUGUCAGCACAUUGUCAGGCAUUUUACAAGACAAAAAUUAUCUGCCAGUGGUGUUUAAUUCACUUGUAUUUAGUGUUGAAAGCAGCUAGUGUACUUGAAGAAUGUUAUUUUUUAUUUCAUUUUCAGCCCAUAAGGAUGCUUAUGCAAGAAAGUUGCGAAUGAGAGGAAGACGAUACCAGGGCCAGUCAGAGGAACUAAAGGGUAUGGUAGAAGAUGCCGAGGAGAAAAAAGUCACAGGGAGGAACAAAAAAUUGGGCAAAAGGCAAAGCAUAGAUGAGCCUGAGAAGCUCCUGAAAGGAAGGAAGUGGAAUGAAGCAUUAGUGAAGCCUAAUUUGAAUUAUCAUGAUUUCUUUAAUGAUGACACUGGCCACGAACCUGGUCUGACAGUGUGGCAGAUUGAAAAUUUCUUGCCAGUUAGUGUUGAUGAAUUGUUUUAUGGAAAGUUUUAUGAAGCAGACUGCUACAUUAUACUCAAGACUAGUUUUGACGACACAGAUCAGUUAGACUGGCAGAUAUUUUACUGGAUUGGAAAAGAAGCCUCACUUGACAAGAAGGCCUGUUCAGCUAUUCAUGCUGUGAAUCUGAGAAAUUUCCUUGGUGCAGAGACUCGCACUGUGCGUGAGGAACAAGGAGAAGAAUCAGAAGAAUUUUCAGAAUUAUUUGAAAAUGGCAUCAGUUAUGUGGAGGGAGGAACAGCAAGUGGAUUUUACACCGUUGAAGACCCAAUCUACCCAACCAGACUGUUUAGGAUUCUUAAGCAGUCUAAAGUGCAGCUGGAACCAGUGGAAGCAAGCACUUUGUCCCUGGAUCCAACAUGCUCUUUUGUCCUGGAUGCUGGACUCAAAAUCUAUAUUUGGUCAGGAGAAAGGGCAAAAGGAACGACAAAAACGAAAGGAAGGUUGUUUGCUGAGAAGCUGAACAAGAAUGAUAGGAAAAACAAAGGGGAAAUAAUUAUGUGCCAAACAGGAGAUGAGCCUGGAGAAUUUUGGAGACUACUUGGUGGUCGUCCAACAGACCCUAUCACUGAAAAACCAGAGUACAAUGAACCGCCUCCUGUGCCUAUUCUCUAUCAAGUUGCCUUAGGGCUUGGUUACUUGGAGCUACCUCAAGUGGACACUUCUGGUGGCAAGUUGUCAACCAAAAUGCUUGAAACAAAGAAUGUUUAUAUACUGGAUUGCCAUACAGAAAUUUUUGUGUGGAUUGGUCGCAAAUCAGCCCGUCUAGUUCGUGCUGCUGCAAUGAAGCUCUCUCAAGAGCUGUACACCAUGAUUGAUAGGCCAUCAUUUACAGUGCAGAUACGUAACCUUCAGGGGGCUGAGUCCCAGAUGUUUAAAGCUCGAUUUGCUGGCUGGGAUGAUGUGCUGGCUGUGGAUUAUACUCUAAGUGCUGAUUAUGUUUCAAAGGCUGCAAAACAGCUUGGAGUCACUAACAUCACAACCAAGGAAGCCCAAGCCAAACUCCAGAAGGCUGCUAAGGUUGAUCUGUCUGCUCUGUUCACCACUCGACAACAACCAAUUCCUGAUCAUGAGCAGGAACAGUUUGUUGAAGAGUGGAAUGAAGACCUUGAUGGAAUGGAGUGCUUUGUCUUGGAAGGAAGGAAAUUUGUCCGCCUGCCUGAAGAAGAGAUUGGACAUUUUUAUAUGGGAGACUGUUACGUCUUCUUGUGUCGUUAUUGGGUGCCAGUUGAACAGCCUGAGGGAGAUGAUGAAGAUGAUGAACCAGUAGAACAGGAGGAGGAUUUUCAAUGUGUUGUCUACUUUUGGCAGGGGCGAGAUGCAAACCAGAUGGGUUGGCUUACAUUUACAUUCAGUCUUCAGAAGAAAUUUGAGAUGUUGUUUGGUGAGAAAUUAGAAGUUAUGAAGACUCAGCAGCAACAAGAGGCUCCAAGGUUUCUAGCUCAUUUUAAAGGAAAGUUCAUCAUUCACAAGGGAAAGCGGAAGGAGCCAGUUAAUACUGAAGAAAAGAAAAAAGCGAAGUUCUACCACAUUCGGUCCAGUGGUGGCAUACUGGCCAAGAGAGUUAUCCAGAUCGAAACCAAUGCAAGACAUUUAAACUCUGAAUUCUGUUACAUCUUGAAAGUUCCAUUUGAAAAUUACUCAGAGGAUGGCAUCAUUUAUGUGUGGAUUGGCAGCAAAGUCAGUGAAAGUGAAGCUGAUCAUGCCAGGGAACUUGGAAAUGAAAUUUGGGAUAGUGGUUACACAGUUCAGAUUGUCAAUGAAGGAGAUGAACCAGAAAACUUCUUCUGGGUGGGUGUAGGAGGAAGGAAAGACUAUGAUAAGUCUGCAGAAUACAUCAAAUAUGCCCGUUUGUUCCGCUGUUCUAAUGAGAAGGGAUACUUUUCUGUAUCUGAGAAGUGUUCUGAUUUCUGUCAGGAUGACUUGGCAAGUGAUGAUGUAAUGAUUCUAGACACAGGACAUGAGGUAUUUGUUUGGAUGGGACCACAGUCCAGUGAUGUUGAAAGGAAAAUGGCCAUAAAAAGUGCCCAGGUCUACAUUCAGCACCUUAUGCAGCUCGAUAGUGGCCCAAUAAGAAAGCUGCGCUUAACCUUCAGAGGAAAAGAACCUCACCUCUUCACAAGAUGCUUUCAUGGCUGGGGUGACUUUCAUGACCCAAAGUCAUAAGUCUUGAUAUGUUACAGCUUGCUGGACAAGUCCUGUACUACAGUUCCAAGUCAUGUACUACUGCAGAUAACUCUACUGGGGACCUAACUCAACCAUAAACCUCAGAUCACAUACUCUGUGAUUAACUUUCCUUCUGAAUUUGCCUAUGAAUUCAAAAUGCAAAGAGGUGUUAUUGAAUGGAGAAAGUGUGCAGCUCACUGCUGCAAUUUCAAUGUUAAGAUAUCAAGAUUUAAGAUAAAUUAGUUGAUAGCCCUUUAAGCUGUGGUACACAUAACCUUCGAAAUUCUCGGUACUUGUCUCUGUUAAAUUAUCUCUCAUAGUGUUAGUUGAGAGAAUUUGAUUAUAGUUUAGCUUGGUUGAACAGUUGUUCUUGUGACGUGCUUAGCAGUAGAGUCAAAUGUGUCUGCAAAGGAAAGCUUGAUUCCCUGCAUUGUGGUUUAGGGAGCUCUUCUUGGAAUCAUUCCACACGGGACGUCAUUAGAUAUAAAUACACAAUGAGGAUAAUAUUAAGAUGAUGCACUGGUCAAUAAAAAGCUGUAGAGCAUUGUUGGAACACUUACAAGGUAGUUAUGAGAUAAUACAUUCCAAUCUGACUACAUUGGAAGGUGCUAUUGUCAUUUAUCGAAAAAAGAAAGAACCAGCUGGUAAAUCAGGCAAAGCCAUUAGCUAUUUACAAAAUUAAUUAAUUUAUAUUGUUUGUACCUAAAAACAAUUUCAAAGUACGAUGCUGCUUUGGGUGUAUAAAUGGCUGUAAUAGCAGUUAUCAGCAGUUUUUCAUAUAAACAAGGCUUGAGGGUCACUCUGGUUCUGUAUGGGCCUUUUUCUUCAUAAUUUGUAUGCCUUUUUAAACAAAAGGAUGUUUGAUUGCAGACUCAACUGCAAUGAUAGCUAUUCUGGGCCACAGAGGAUUUUGAAUAAGUGGAAAAGAAUUUCGUAAUCAUGUGGCUCCUAUAAAUAAUUUUUGCAGAGAAAGUGCUAGUUACAUAGAGGUUCUUGUCUCCAUUAGGGUGGAUUCAAAUUAGACAUAUGUGAGAGCCAACUACUUACCAAGGGACAUGAGUCACAGUUAAAAGAAACCGUAACAGGCACUAUUGGGAACAGUAUUUUUCAGUAUAUGAAACUAGAGGUUCAUGUUGGACAUUAGAAGUCUUUUAACACGAUGUUAGACUUGUAAUAUUCUAACACGAACCUCUAGGACUAUUCAGUAAGCUUAAUGAGAGAAGACAUUUUUGUCCAAUACUUGCUUGUUCUAGAGCAUUGACUGAUUGCAUAGAUGGAGCAAAAUUUGAAUACAAAUAUGUUAAUAAGCCUAGGCCUCAUGCUAUGUUUUAAUCCUUACAAAGGGUUCCUCUCAUCAGUGUGAGGCUAAGGUAUCCUGACAUAAUUAUUCAAAUUCAGCCAUCUAUAAAUCAUUAUGGGGGAAGCCCUUUUGUCAGUUCUUAAAGACUUUCAAGUAAGAGACUUUGCUUUUCAUUGUUUUCUUUAUUAAUUAAAAUCAGUGGACUUCAAAGUGUCCUACACCUUUUAUGUACAGAUGGGUAUUUUUUGUUCUUGUUUGAAGGAAAAAUGUAGUUAUUUUCUAUUUGUAAUAAAAAUUCAGUUAUUCCUACUGUAUCUGGUGGAAUUGAUUUUGUGAAUACUUCUUGAAACGAAAAUCAUAUACCACUCGGAUAAAUGUUGUUGCUAUUCUAUUCUUAUCAUUCCAUGAUGCCACAUAAAGAACUUACUAUUAAAACAACAGAGACUUGGUAAACUAUUCCAGUAAUGGGAACAGCAGAUCAAAUUGUUGCAGGUCAGCUACUCGUAAAGCUCCACCACACUUUACAUCGCGUGCAGUUUAUUUAGGAAACGAAAACAUUGUGCAUUGGUACUUUGCUAAUGGGCCAUGCUCGAUAUAUCAAUAUUCUAUUAUGGCUCCGAAGCUUUCUGGACAAACUUCUACAUUUGGUGUUGUUUUCUUCUUGUAUCCAAGUCUCUUUUGGGGAUUGAGAGACAAAAGAAACCUAAACAAUUUACAAUUUUGCCUCGAAAGCCUCAGAGCCAUGUUAGAAUAUUGAUCUAGCAAAUGUGGCCUAUUAGUAAAAGAGGCUGUUUGCUGGAACUGGUCACAUAGUACAAAAUCAACCAGGCUGGGCCACAAGUUAGGCAGUGGCACAUUCAGAACAAAGAGCUUCACACCAGUCAAGCUUGACUCUCCUUUGCUUUGGACUGCUAGUGAGUAACUUUCAGCCCAUCGUGACCUAUUUUGUACCAUGUGAGCAGUUUGUGUUUUUGAGCUAAAUAAUGCCAUCACUCCAAAAGCAGUCAAUGUUAGCAUAUCCUUAUUCUGAUAUUUUUGGCAUACUGAACCUUUGCAGUAAUGAUAAUUAUAUUUCAGACUCUGUUCGCAUCUCAUUCCAACCUGUUUUUGUUUCUGGUUAUUAAGUGUUAGGUUCAUGCAAUAAAAAGGGGUUACUGUUUCA
Molecule: messenger RNA, 5092 nt
Organism: Orbicella faveolata
Lineage: Eukaryota; Metazoa; Cnidaria; Anthozoa; Scleractinia; Merulinidae
Product: protein flightless-1 homolog
Biological process (GO): actin filament severing; barbed-end actin filament capping; actin polymerization or depolymerization
Cellular component (GO): actin cytoskeleton; nucleus; cytoplasm
Molecular function (GO): phosphatidylinositol-4,5-bisphosphate binding; actin filament binding
Source: RefSeq, a predicted model, not a curated record